AUGGACUCUUCGUCAAGUUCAAGUGAUGAUGAAACUAUAAUUGCAUUUGUGAAUAGACUUGGUCAGCCAAGAAAACAACGCGUUUUUCGAAAUCGAACCGAUAAUUUUCUAGAGUGGGACGAAAACGAAUUUUUUAAUCGAUUUCGUUUAACUAAACGAUGUGUGAAUAUUGUAUUGGACCUAAUCACAUUCAAAAUUCAAUCGUCUACUGACCGGAAUCAUGCAGUUACACCGGCACAAAUGAUUUUAAUUACAAUACGUUUCCUUGCAUCUAGUGGCGGAUUAAAUGCAGAAAUAUACAGAAAUAGGAAACAGUUUUUUUCAAUCAAUGUUCAGGCAAUUUGUGAUUCAAAUCUAAAAUUUCUUGAUGUAGUUUCAUGGUGGCAGGGGUCAGCCCAUGAUUCGCGAAUUUUUCAACAUUCUAAAAUAUACUCACGUUUUCAAAACAGGGAAUUCGGUGACAGUAUUCUCUUAGGAGAUAGUGGAUAUCCUCUGAAGAUCUUUUGUAUUACUCCACUUCAAAAUGUAUAUACUCCAGCAGAGAACCUAUUUAAUGAGGCACAAAUCAGAACUAGAAAUCCCAUAGAAAGAGCAUUUGGUGUCUGGAAACGACGAUUCCCUAUUUUAUCUACUGGGAUCAGGUUAAACGUAAGUAAAGCGCAAUGUUUAAUUAUAGCAACAGCUAUUUUACAUAACAUUGCAACAAUAGAUAAAGAACAACAUUGUGCUUUACCUCCAUUACCAACAGAAAUUGAAGAAGCCAUUAACUUUGAAUAG
Molecule: messenger RNA, 777 nt
Organism: Acyrthosiphon pisum (pea aphid)
Lineage: Eukaryota; Metazoa; Arthropoda; Insecta; Hemiptera; Aphididae
Product: protein ALP1-like
Exons: 4
Coding region: 1-777 (258 amino acids)
Source: RefSeq, a predicted model, not a curated record